Molecule: messenger RNA, 351 nt
Organism: Sesamum indicum (sesame)
Lineage: Eukaryota; Viridiplantae; Streptophyta; Magnoliopsida; Lamiales; Pedaliaceae
Source: RefSeq, a predicted model, not a curated record
AUGGGUGUGCUUCCGUACAAAUUCCAGCGCCUGUUCAAGAAUUUGAGCUUAAACAACGAUGGACAUCUUCGCCGGUACGACAAACUCGAGAAUGGAGAUCACCAGAAACCGUCUCGCUCUCCCAGAGGAUUCAUUCCUAUAUACGUUGGAGUCGAGCGGAAGAGAUAUAUAGUCCCGACGGCGGCCGCCAAUUCUCCCGCCUUCAAGGCGAUGCUGGACAAGUACCAAGACGAUAUUACUCCCUUUGGGCCCCUGGAAGUGCCGUGCUCCGUCGCCGCCUUCGACCAUGUCCUCCGCCGUGCCCUUGAUCAGACGUUCAACAAACAUUACAUGUUGUGUAUGUGCACGUAG